Lottia gigantea (owl limpet) is the source of this 669-nucleotide messenger RNA. RefSeq lists its product as hypothetical. The transcript is spliced from 2 exons. Lineage: Eukaryota; Metazoa; Mollusca; Gastropoda; Lottiidae. The coding region runs from base 1 to 669 and encodes 222 amino acids. The record is from RefSeq and is a predicted model, not a curated record.
AUGGUUUUGGAAGCUGGUUCAAAUCCGAUAGAAACAAUCAAACACCCUGGGGAAUUCGACACAAUGUUGAAAACAGUUUUAUAUCCUAAAGAUUUCGAUUCAGUCUCAGAAACUUUAGUUAUGAAAAUAAUAGAAGCUAUUGAAACAGCUUCACCAGCUGUAAUAACUUUCAACGGUAAAAAAAUCAGCAUAACUAAAAAACUUAUUGAUAAAUACAAAUAUUGUAAAGUCAGAGACGAUAUAGAUUUAGAAAGAAUUGAGGCGAACGCAAAAGAAGGUGGAUUUUUACCUUUCCUUCUACCUUUAAUAUUUGGUGGUAUUGCAGCGGCGGGAGGAAUAUCUGCCGCAGUCAAAGCUGCCAACGCAAAGAAAGCAGCUGAUGCUAAAGCCGCUGAAGAACGCAGACAUAAUUUAGCAAUUGAAAAGGAGGCACGAGGUACAGGAGUGGGAGAAAUGAUAGGCACAAUAAAAGAAUUUGGAAAAAGAUUUGGGGAAGAAACCAAGAAAACUGUUAAACAAGGAUUAAAUAAAUUAGUAGAUAGUAUUGACACGGGAGAAGUCAAAGUCAAACAUAAGGGUAAUGGAAUAUUUUGUAAAAAUAUACACACUGGAGAAGGAAUAUUUCUUUCAAAGUAUAAAGGAGAAGGAGUGAUUUUUGGAACAAAUUAA